Molecule: messenger RNA, 810 nt
Organism: Phaeoacremonium minimum UCRPA7
Lineage: Eukaryota; Fungi; Ascomycota; Sordariomycetes; Togniniales; Togniniaceae
Exons: 2
Coding region: 1-810 (269 amino acids)
Source: RefSeq, a predicted model, not a curated record
AUGAGCCAGGUCACUUAUCGAGAUGGUGUUGCCAUCCUUCAGCUCAUCUUCUUCGUCGCUUAUCUUGGGUGCGCUCUCCUGCUUUGCAUGAAACACGGGUUCAGGAGGAGUUCUGGUUGGGUGAUUCUCAUCACCUUCUCUCUGUUACGUGUUAUUGGUGCCAGUUUCCAAUUAGCCACCAUACACUACCCAUCGCGUUCGGUUUACGGCGGUGCUCUCAUCUGUGAUGCCAUUGGUAUCUCACCUUUGACCGUCUUGAACCUCGGCUUGCUUGCUAGAGUAAACCGCUUUGUGCCCCGCAAAAUGAACCAAAAGUUAUUCGGCAUCCUCAGCAUCGCAUCCCUUGUCGCCGUCUCACUGGGUAUCCACGGCGGCACCAAGGUAGCCCAGUCAAGCAACCCCUUCAAACCCAACAGCGAGGUUAAGGCCGCUGUGUGCAUCUUCACAGCCAUCUACGUGAUCGCUGUCGGCAUCUUUCUGAUGCUUCUUAACCAGCGCUCUACUAUCCCGGGCCCCGAGAUGCGGCUGCUCUACUGCUUCGCCGCCUGUGCGCCUUUUGUCGUUGUCCGUCUCGCCUACGCCCUGAUUGCCGACUUCUCGGGCGAUAAGAAGUUCAACGCCUUUUCGGGCAACACCACCAUCUACUUGUGCAUGUCGGCGCUCAUGGAGAUCAUCGCGGUCGCUUUCUGCGUCGUGACAGGCCUGACUCUGAGGAAAUUGCCGGCCGAGUUUGCGCAAGACCAGCAGAGAUCGGUAGAGGAGGGGAAGGUUAGGCAGACGUCACACAGCUACCCUGUCGAGCAACAGUAG